Symbiodinium necroappetens is the source of this 1425-nucleotide messenger RNA. The record is from the annotation of a GenBank genome assembly. Lineage: Eukaryota; Dinophyceae; Suessiales; Symbiodiniaceae.
AUGACCAGCGCGGAGUGGGACGAGCAGGAACUGCGCAAGGACGAGGCGCUGGAUCAGCUCGCCGAGCGCAUCAACGUGGCGCAGUUCGUCGCCUACGCGCCGACGCCGCAAGGGCCGGAGCAGACCUUCAGCCGGGUGCGCGGGCACAGCCCCAACACGCACUUUCCCGAUCUGCGCGCGGCUGCCGAGGAACUGCUGCGCCGCGGCGCCGACCGCGCCGUCAACCUGCGCAGCUACCUGCCGCAGGACCCGCGCAGCAAGCCCUUCCACUACGGGCUCGACCGGCUCGACGACAUCGUCCAGGUGGCCGAGGACGCGCUGGCAGACGGCUUCUUCGUCAUCCUCAACGAGACGGUGGACGUGAACGACGGCGGCGUUUCCGGCGUGGUCGAGGGCGGCAUCGUCGAGUUCGCGCCCGACGACACGCCGCGCUGCGUGGAGAAGCCGGGCACCGCCUCGCUGCCGCUCGACUGGGCACGCCAGGUUCUGGCGCUGGUCUACGGCUUCGAUCCGGAGCUGCCGGUGGGCGCGGGCGAACGGCUGGAGUUCUCCCUCCACCCGCAGCCGCGCGGCUGGCGCGGCACCCAGACCCUGGGCUGGGAGGUGGAGGAGGUCGGCGCCCACGCGCUGACGCCGCGCCUGGCUUGGCCCAACCGCUUUUCCCGGCUGAUCGGGGACAAGGCCUACGGCCUGCUGAUGGCGCACCUGGCCGGCGCCCGGGUGCCGUUGACCUCCGUCUUCGCGCGGCGCCUGCCGGGACGUCCCUUCAGCUUCGGGGCGCAGACCGGCGGGCGCGACGUCUGGGUGCGCACCUGUCCGAUCGAGCCGGUGCCGGGGCGCUACGCCACGCACCACGGUUGGGUCGAGCCCUUCGCCCUGCUGCAGGCCGAGGACCCCGAGCCGCGCGAAUGGACCGACCCGGACCUGCACCUCAGCGACCUGCGUCACAUCCUGGCCUCGGCGGUGGUGCAGGCCGGGGUGCCGGCGGCCUGGUCGGGCGCCUACUACGUUGACGCCGAGGGACGCGGCCUGGCCGAGGGCGUGGCCGGAGCGGGCGACGCCUUCAUGCUGGGCGCGCAGGCGCCGCAGGAGCUGCCCGCCGGCCUGCGCGGCGAGAUCGAGCGCGAGGCCGCGCGCCUGGCCGAGGUCUUCGGGCCGGUGCGCUUCGAGUGGGUGCACGACGGCGAAGCGCUGUGGGUCGUCCAGCUCCAUCGCGGCCGCACCGCCAGCCAGGGCGCGGUCAUCGUGCCCGGCGCGGCGGCCCGCUGGGAGCGCUUCGAGGUGGCCGAGGGCCUGGGGGCCCUGCGCGCGCGGCUGGAGAAGCUGCCGCCGGAUUGCGGCCUGGAGGUGGUCGGACGGGUCGGUCUGACCAGCCACGUGGCCGACGUGCUGCGCCGCGCCGGCGUGCCCGCGCGUCUCGUGUAA